Messenger RNA from Aureobasidium vineae, 744 nucleotides. Lineage: Eukaryota; Fungi; Ascomycota; Dothideomycetes; Dothideales; Saccotheciaceae. The record is from the annotation of a GenBank genome assembly.
AUGUACCUCCGCGCUAUCCACGCCGAACCCUCCAUCCCGGCCCUCAAAGCUUUCCUUGCCGCCAACCCUCUUGGCCUCCUCACCACGGCUCUCCCCUCUUCCGACCCUUCAAUCCACUACCUCCAAACCACUCACAUUCCCUGGGUGCUCGACGACGCUUCUCCCUCAGAUGAUACCCUACCCACUCUGCGCGGGCACAUAGCACGCCAAAACCCCCACGCCAAAGUCUUGAUCGAACAUGCCACUGCUUCUACAUCCCCCGGAAAGCCCUUUACACUCCAACAAGAAGUAACGGUCCUAUUCAACAUACCAUACCACUCCUACGUAACGCCCAAAUUCUACACAAAAACAAAGCCAGAGAGUGGAAAAGUAGUGCCGACAUGGAACUACGCAGCAGCACAAGCCUACGGCACAGCAACCGUCUACAUAGACUCAAAAGCAGACUCCACAAUCAGCUUCCUGAACAAGCAAAUCAGAGACCUAAGCAAAAAGNCUGAAGAGGAGAUUAUGCAACACGAAAAGCCUUGGGAAGUGGAUGAUGCGCCUGAAAAGUAUAUUGAGCUGUUGAGGAAGAAUAUUAUUGGCAUUGAGAUCAAGGUUACGAGUUUGGGUGGCAAGUACAAGAUGAGUCAGGAGAUGGGUGUCGAGGAUAGGGAGGGUGUUGCGCAAGGGUUUGAGGGUAUGAAGACGGAGGCUGGAGAUUGGAUUGCGAAGACGGUAAGAGAGCGUGGGCAGUCAAAGUAG